Messenger RNA from Doryrhamphus excisus (bluestripe pipefish), 1264 nucleotides. RefSeq names its product tetratricopeptide repeat domain 19 (gene ttc19). The record is from RefSeq and is a predicted model, not a curated record. Gene Ontology annotation, cellular component: mitochondrial inner membrane. NCBI's taxonomy places the organism in Eukaryota, Metazoa, Chordata, Actinopteri, Syngnathiformes, Syngnathidae. Gene Ontology annotation, molecular function: protein binding. Gene Ontology annotation, biological process: mitochondrial respiratory chain complex III assembly.
GAGCAAUACUUUGCAAGGUCAGGCGCGAAACAACACGUCACUUCCGUCGAAACAUUAAAUAUGGCGGCAUCUUGUGUACGCCGCAGCUUCAUGCAGGUCAACAGAUUUUUGUCCUCUGUAACCUUCACUCGGUUGCACAGGAGCGUUGGGCUUCAGAUCAGCAGCGCUGCGACGCCUUCGACGGCAAAGCAACCGGCAGGUUGGGCGAAAGUUGUAUGGAGAGGAGGAGCCGCGUGGGCGGUGGCAGCGUUGUCGUUGUUCGGUUCGCGUGACGAUGCUCAGGUGAAAGAAGACGAGAUGAUUCUGCUACUGAAGAAGGCCAAGCUCAGCAUCGUACGGGGUCAGCUGGAGGCUGCGUCUGCUUUUCUGCAUUCCGCCGUCGCACUGGCUCACCAAACGCACAACCAUCAGGCUGUGGUGUACGCAUACAGCCAGAUGGCCAACUUGGCUUAUAUCCAAGGUCAGCUGGACCACGCUGAGAAACUUUUCAAGGCGGCCAUGAGCUUCAUGCUGGCAGGCGGGAUGCCGCAGGAUGACAACGCCUUCAUUGAGAUGUCACUCAAACUAGCGACCAUGUAUGCAGAACAGAACAAGGCGGAGCUUGCAGAGCAUGGUUUCAGGUUCUGUCUAGAAACUCUGGAGGUCAAAGUGCAACAGCUUCAAGCGACAUUAAAAGAUCAUUGGACAGAGGAGCUGGAGGCUCUCAGGAAGGACACUCGCCUCCUGCUUGGUCUGUGCUUGGACUCGCAUGCUCGGUACAGAGCGUCCACGCUGCACCUGAAGCAGGCUGCCGCCGACUACGAGAAGGCUAUGAGCAUCUGCCGCCAGGAGCAGGGGGAGUCCCACCCCCAGACUCUGGUCCUGAUGAGUGACCUCGCCACCAUCUUGGAUAUGCAGGGUCAACACGACAAUGCCCUGGCAUUGAUCCAGCAGGCGGUCGAUCUGGGUCGCUCCUCGGGACACCCAGAGUUACAUGUUCUCCUGGGGAACAUGGCCGGCAUCCUCUUGCACACAGGUAGAUUGGAUGAAGCCACCCGGUUCUACAGGGAGGCUUUGAGUCUGGCCCAGCAAGCUGGAGAUCAGGAAGCCAUGGAGCAGAUCAGGGAGGGGCUGAAUGAAGUGAGGAAGAGGAGGGAGGAUGAAUGAUGCAUGGCUGACGUUUUGUUGUCUGAACACAGAAUAUCUUUAUUGUCAUUGGACAAAAUAUGAGAGUAAAAAAAAUGUCUUGACAAGUGUGUUUUUAAAAGUGUAUUUUUGUGUAUGU